UGUUAAGAGAUUUGUUAAUUUGUAAAUUUUUUCGUUAACAAAUUUAUUUUUAAUUUGAUUUUAUAUUAAAACUGCUCAAAGUUGGAGCUAUUUUUGGUAAUCGCGUUUCUGUCAAGAUAAUAAUAAUAAGAGAAACGUCUCUAAAAAGCGAUUGAUUUAAAAUCGUGUGUUUAACCUCGAAAUAAAUACCCGUAUUGAAUAGACGGUAAUUUAUCACGGGAUUUUUUUCGUGCAUAAACUCGGUUAAACUACAUAGGUACCAAUCAAUAAUGGAAAAAACAAAAAAACCACUUGUCCUGAUGGAAGAGCAUGCAAUGCCCAACUCUUUUGAAUUCUCUAACCUUUUGCAUUUACACGGAUACUGGACUUUUGAUAAGUUUAAAGAGGACUUUAAAAUAAAUAUCAUUAACGAAAGCAAGGACAAGUAUGAAUUGGAAUUUGAUCUGAUUGGAUGUUCAGCUGCUCUAGCUAAUGCCUUUAGAAGAAUUUUAUUGAGCGAAGUGCCUUCAAUGGCCAUUGACAAAGUUUACAUGUACAAUAACACAAGUAUAAUUCAAGACGAAGUAUUUGCACACAGAUUAGGACUCGUACCCCUUAAGGCGGAUCCAAGAUUAUUUGAGUAUCCUUCAAGACCUGCCACUACCACCUCGACCACUGGUGAGUUGGACGAAGUCAGCGAUCAAGACACGUUGAGAUAUGAAUUAAAGGUAACGUGCAGAUGGAAUCAACUGGCACCGAAAGAUGCAAGAAGGCCAGACGAUAUUUACAUUGGAAAUAAUGUUUACAGUAAAGACAUCAAAUGGAUCGCUGUUGGUAAACAGAGAGAUCUUUAUCCCAAGGGAGAUAAACUGUUUGGUGUGAUUGAGGAUAAUAUUUUAUUAUGUAAAAUGAGACCAUAUCAAGAGAUACAUGCAGUUAUGGAUGCGGUCAAGGGGAUUGGCAAAGACCACGCAAAAUUUUCCCCUGUAGCCACUGCAUCAUACAGAUUGUUACCACACAUAAAAAUUGUGAGACCAGUCAGGGGAGAAGGCGCAGAAAGGCUUAAAAGUUGCUUCAGCCCAGGUGUUGUAGAAGUAGUGGAAACUUUAAAAGGCCCAGAGGCAAGAAUAAAAAAUGUAAGAUACGAUAGCUGCUCUAGAAAUGUGUUUCGUCACCACGACUUGAAAGAUUGCGUCGAGUUGGGAAGAGUACCAGACCACUACAUUUUCACUAUCGAAUCCAUUGGAGCUCUAUCUAGUGCAACUUUAUUCAUAGAAGCUGUCAAGGUUCUAAAAGAAAAAUGUAAAAUGUUUAUAGAAGAGCUCGAUAGUAUCGAUUAAAGAAAAAGUUUGGA
Copidosoma floridanum is the source of this 1333-nucleotide messenger RNA. It is a transcript of the gene Polr1C, whose product is annotated as RNA polymerase I and III subunit C. Gene Ontology annotation, molecular function: protein dimerization activity. Lineage: Eukaryota; Metazoa; Arthropoda; Insecta; Hymenoptera; Encyrtidae. Gene Ontology annotation, cellular component: RNA polymerase I complex; RNA polymerase III complex. The record is from RefSeq and is a predicted model, not a curated record. Gene Ontology annotation, biological process: DNA-templated transcription.